Molecule: messenger RNA, 1613 nt
Organism: Esox lucius (northern pike)
Lineage: Eukaryota; Metazoa; Chordata; Actinopteri; Esociformes; Esocidae
Product: cdc42 effector protein 3-like
Exons: 2
Coding region: 211-825 (204 amino acids)
Source: RefSeq, a predicted model, not a curated record
UGAUAAUCUAUACAUUGUCUGUGUUUAAGAGUCAUGGGUUCUUCUUCACACAGUAAACAUAUGGAAAGAUGUGAAUACUAAGAAUCUAGACUUCUUCCAGAUGGCCUUCUUCCGGAUGAGUGGCCAGAAGGUCAUCCAGACCCUCUAACUGACUGACCUCUUUCCUCCAUCUUCUGGGGUUCAAGUAAUUAACAGACGAUUCAUUCCCACAUGCCUCUUAAGACUGCCCUGUACGUCAAAUCACCGGCCAAGCGCUGGUCCCGUGGGCAGAAGCGCCGUGAGACGUUGUCAGUCAACAUGAUCAGCCGCCCGCUGGAUGACUUCCGACACCUCUCCCACAUUGGAUUGGAAGCCAGCGGUGAUGCCUUUGGCAACCUCACAGCUUUUCAGCGGACCGGUAGCCUUUUCCUCCAGCGCUCACAAUGCCACCAGGACCUCUACCCCAUCAUCUCCCCCAGUGAGCACCCCCCACCCAAGCCGCUAUGCCUCCUGAACCCAGAACAGAUGGAUGGACAGGCUGCGAAAGCCAGAAGCCUUCCCCAGGUGUCCAGGCACAAGAAGUACCACUCCCUGCCCUUCCUGGAUGCUAUGGAUGUGGAGGACCACGAUGGGUUUCACCAAGGGGAGGAGGAAAAGAACCAGGACGGAGGGUUAACGAUGAAGACGGAUGGAUCCGAGCUGAAUAGCGUCCCCCAAAAGUCUCCUUGUCCUCCAGAUGAGACCCAUUCAGUGAUUGAUGAAGAUGUAUCCUUCACCCUUAACUUUAACUUGGGACCAUCCAUACUAGAAGAUGUUCUGCAGGUGAUGAACCAGCUUCACCAGUGAGACUUUGAGAAGGGUUGCCCUAAUUGAUGUUUGUAGUAUCUUGUUAACGGACUAGUCGAAAGACAAGUAUCUUUUUAACGGCUGGUCAAAAGACCCAAGACAAAUAUAUUGUUCAAGACAACUUAAGUAAAGGGAAAAUUUCCCAAAUCAUUCCGAUAUAAGGAGAAUUGAAUGGGGUGCACAAAUGGAUGGACAAAAUGAGCUCGACUACUUCAAUUGUAUUGAUUUAACAACUGCCUCUUAGAGGACAUAUAUACAACAUUUCCUUCUUAGCUAGGAGGCCACUCCAAAGGCUCAGGUCCUCCUGGAAUGAAAGACAGAAUGAGAAAGCUUACCUAAGAUUCAGCAUGACAACAGAUGAGACAGUAAAAAUGGUUGGGGAACAAAAUGACCACCCUUACUUUGACUAUGCAGGGACAUGUCCUGCAUAGCUAUUUUCUGCUUUUCUUACCAAGUACGCAGAUGGACUGUUUAACAAACCUUCAUGAAUAUACUAUUGUUAAAAAACAUAUUUAUAAGUUAUGAUUUAUAGUGUGACAGAAUCGUAUUAGUCUAUUCAAAAUAAUUUAUUCAGGAAAUCCGAUUGACUAUCCUUUAGUUUCACACGUAAAAAUCUGAUGAAUAUUAAAUUUGUUUUGGUUAACCUUUUAUUUGAAAUAAAACCAUUAAUAGCUAUUUCUUACAUUUUGUAUCUCUAACAAUGUACUCUACAACAACACUGCCUCCUCCUGGUGCCAUCUUGUAACAACUAUCACAUUUCCUGUCACAUCCAUCAGCAUGUCUUUCCC